AUGACUUCCAUGGGGGACUCAGAGGACCAAGUUUCCCUCACACCUUCUAACUAUUAUGACCACACUGGCAUCCUAUGUGAGAACAAUGAGAAUUUUGAAUCAGUGGCCCUAUCCCACACAGUCGUUUACUCCUUGGUGUUCUUCCUAAGCCUUGUUGGGAACAGCCUCGUCCUCUGGGUCCUGGUGAAGUAUGAAAAUCUGGAAUCCCACACCAACAUCUUUAUUCUUAACCUCUGCCUCUCUGACCUGGUCUUCUCUUGUCUGCUGCCUGUCUGGAUUGUGGUGCCCUAUUAUGGCUGGAUCUUUGGAGAAUUCUUCUGUAAGCUACUCAACAUGCUUUUCUCCAUCAGUCUUUACAGCAGCAUUAUUUUCCUGAUGGUGAUGACCAUCCACCGGUACCUGUCUGUGGUGCAUCCCCUGUCAAAUCUAGGUGGUCACUCAGGUCGGAGCAGAGUUGGGAUCAUCUUGACCAUCUGGAUAGCCAGCACUAUGGUGUCUGUUCCCGAUACCAUUUUCCACACUGUUCUCCCAAAUGGGUCCUGUAACUUCCCUGAGACAAAGUGGUUGCUGCUGUCCACUUACCUGCACAAUCUCUUCUUCGUCUUCUCCCUGGUAGUUAUUCUGUUCUGCUAUGUCCAGAUCCUCAGGACCUUGUUUCGAUCCCAAACCAGGAGGCGGCACCGGACUGUCAGACUGAUCUUCACCAUUGUGGUGGCUUACUUUCUCAGCUGGGCCCCCUACAACAUGAUCCUGUUCUUACAGACUCUCGUGAAUCUCCGGUACAUCCAGAACUGUGAGGUCAGCAAGAAGCUGGACUAUUGGGAACAUACCUGCCGGGAGAUCGCCUUCUCCCAUUGCUGCUUCAAUCCGGUACUCUACGUGUUUGUGGGAAUCAAGUUCCGCCGCCAUCUGAAGAUGCUCUUCCGCCAGAUUUGGCCUUCCCAGCGGAGCCUGACUUCUUCGCCCCGCUCCCCUGGGGCCUUCCUUUAUGAGGAUACAUCAUUCUUCUGA
Molecule: messenger RNA, 1011 nt
Organism: Gracilinanus agilis (Agile Gracile Mouse Opossum)
Lineage: Eukaryota; Metazoa; Chordata; Mammalia; Didelphimorphia; Didelphidae
Gene: XCR1
Product: X-C motif chemokine receptor 1
Exons: 1
Coding region: 1-1011 (336 amino acids)
Biological process (GO): chemotaxis; immune response; G protein-coupled receptor signaling pathway
Cellular component (GO): membrane
Molecular function (GO): chemokine receptor activity
Source: RefSeq, a predicted model, not a curated record